CCAAGUAUCCCCAGCAACCAGUGUCUCCUGUACCAGCAGAAGCUCCAGAGCUCUCAGCCACUUGCCUGCCUCUGCCGCAUCUCUGCCCACUGAACAGCCAUGAGAAGGCAGCUCCGGUCGAGAAGGGCUCCGGCCUUUCCAUACGGUUAUCGCUACAGACUUGAUGAUCAGGAUGAAGUGAAUCAGAACUACUUAGCAGAUGAAGAGGAAGAAGCAGAAGAAGAGGCUCGGGUGAUGGUGGUACCUGAUUUGGAGGAGGAGGAGGAGGAAGAAGAGGAGGGGAAAGAAGAAGAGGAAAAGGAAGAGGAAGAGAGUCAGGCUCAGGAAACAGGCAGUGCCUGGUGGCGGAAAUGGCAGAUCGUGAACGAGUACCUGUGGGAUCCGGAGAAAAGGAUGUCUCUGGCCCGAACAGGUCAGAGUUGGAGCCUGAUCUUAGUCAUUUACUUCUUCUUCUAUGCUUCCCUGGCCGCUGUGAUCACCCUCUGCAUGUACACGCUAUUUCUGACCAUCAGUCCUUAUAUGCCGACCUUCACUGAGAGGGUGAAGCCUCCUGGAGUUAUGAUCAGACCCUUCGCCCAUAGCCUUAACUUCAACUUCAACGUUUCUGAACCUGACACUUGGCAGCAUUAUGUGAUUAGUCUAAAUGGCUUUCUCCAGGGUUAUAACGACAGUCUUCAAGAGGAAAUGAACGUAGAUUGCCCCCCGGGCCAAUACUUCAUCCAAGAUGGUGAUGAGGAUGAGGACAAGAAGGCCUGCCAAUUUAAGCGCUCCUUCCUGAAGAACUGCUCUGGCCUGGAGGACCCUACUUUUGGCUACUCUACUGGACAGCCCUGCAUCCUUCUAAAGAUGAACCGGAUUGUUGGCUUUCGUCCUGAGCCUGGAGACCCUGUGAAGGUUUCCUGCAAAGUUCAGAGAGGUGAUGAAAACGACAUCCGAUCCAUCAAUUACUACCCAGAGUCGGCUUCUUUUGACCUCCGUUACUACCCUUACUAUGGCAAACUGACUCACGUUAACUACACCUCCCCGCUGGUGGCAAUGCACUUUACAGAUGUAGUGAAGAACCAAGCGGUGCCUGUGCAGUGCCAACUGAAGGGCAAAGGCAUCAUAAAUGAUGUCAUCAAUGAUCGUUUUGUGGGUAGGGUAAUCUUUACUCUGAACAUAGAAACCUAAGAACUUCAGGGGGCCACUCCCACUAGUUCUGUUUCUGUUUUAUUUCAUGUUACCCUGGUAGCACCUGAAUUCUUUUUCUUCAAUUGGGACACAGCCAAGUGGACACCUGAGACAGCAGAUCAUCUUUCCUUGCCUUUAACAUAUGUUCGAAAUGGCAUUGUGGGAGCUAUUUGAUUUUUAAAGGUAGUCUCUCCUGAUGACAAAUAGCUUAUAUUAAUUUCCUUUUCUCCCACUUAAAACUAAAACCCAUUCUUGCUGCUAGAAGUCUCAUUGUAGUGUAACAUAGUAUCUGAUAAAAUUCACAAUAGCCAUGAAGGAGAAUUUCCGUAAUGAUUAUAAAUUCAUCAUGUUUUCUAAAAAUUUGUUGUUUUUAGAGGUAAGAUUCCUCCCAACCAGGCUGAUAACUAACCAUUUUUGUUAACCUGCCUGGCACGGUCCUUCCCUGAGAAUCACCAACCAGACCAAUCCAGAAUACACCUAGGGCCACCAUACCUAGGGAACUCUACAUCCAGGGGUGCUUGUGAAACUGGCUGCCUCACAUGGGCAACUAAAUACUGAUUCACAGACUAGGUUAUCUUCAACUGGGACAGAAGUCAGUGAUAACUGGAUAUUGUCCUGGGAUAGACCAGAACAUAGACCUUCCCUAUAACUUUUUUUGGGAGGUGAGGCCCACUGCAACUGGGGAGAACACCUACCAUGUGGACGUGACUGGUAUUAGAUUCCUUGCUUUAUGGUGUAAUCCAAAGGCAAAUGUUCCUGCAGAAAGGUUUGUCUCAGCUUCAGACACAGGAAGAAAACAAGGAAUAUCUCCACCAACUAAUUCUUGAGCUCUUUGUUUGACAGUAGUGUGAUGUUCUUUGAGACCAUCAGGGAUAGGUGUGUUGACCGUUCCCGCCCACACCUCGUUACAGCGCUGGGGAUUGAAAUCAGGGUCUCCCAACUGAUACGUGGUAAGACAGAAAGCUCCUGCCAGGCCACCCUAAAUUCAAGGCCCAUUAGCCAGCUUUGCAGUUGUUUAAAAAAUGAUAAGAGGUAGAUGUUUAUCCAGGUUGUGGAUCAGCCAGGCUGCUUUGUCUUAUCUUUGGCCAUGUGACCAUUCCACUGUUCCUUAACACCUCCACCAGGGGGAGGGCUGGGACAAGGAGAAAAAGAAAGCAUCAGAGAAGAGUAUAGUGUCUCAGGGUCCAAAGCAGGGUUAAAUGCCACCUAGAAGUAUCCAGAAUCUGAAUCUCCUCUAUAAUGUUUACCUUCUCCCAAAACAGGGAACUGACAGUAUGGUAGUGAAGAAAAACAAGUAAAGAAGUAACUACAAUAUAGCGUGACAAGAGUUAUAAUACUAGUAUGUGGAAAUGCUAUGGGAACAUGAAGAAAAGUAAGCUGAGAAAGUAGCAGAGGAAAUUUCACAUGCAAAGUCACAAUCACGAAAGACCAUGGUGUGUUUGGGUAACUGAGCAGUUCAUGUAGCUGGAGUGUAAAGGGCUCAGAGCAAUGGCAGGGAGCGGCAGUGGAUUGGGCUAGAAAUGUAUACAGGUACUGAAAGAAGACUUUGAGUUUUAUCGAGUAGGUGAAAAGGAGUCAUGAAAGCAUUUUAUGCAGGGAAGCUCUGUGAUCAUAUUUACUUUUUAGAAAGAGCACUUUGGCAGCCACAGUGUGAAGGGUGGAUUGGAGAAGGGCAAGACUGGGGAAUGGGCAACGAGGGAGAAGAGGGAGUCAAGAAUGACGCCAAGGUUUUGAGCUUGGCUACACCCAGUGGGAUAAUGAUAUUGUUAAGACUGGAAAUACACGAGUGAAGCAGGAUUGGAGAGGAAGAUGUUGAGAUCACUUCUGGACAUUUUAGGCUUUUGAUUUCUAUUGGUCAGACAUUGAUGUGGAGAUGUAAAUAUAAGUGGGGUUGGGAAGAAGGAAAUCUGAGAACAAAAGCAGCAUUCGCUGAAGUGAACUCUCUUAAUAAAGUCUAAGCUAUUUAAUCAUGGGAAUUUGAGCCACUUAUGUAAAGACACCACAGCAAUCUAGUCUCUCGGGUAGUGCUUCUCUCUUGGCUUAUGGCAGAAAGGACUGCUGCUGCUCGUUGGAAUCUCCUUCCCAGACACCUUUCCAACUUUUAGUGACAGAGUAAAGGGGGGUUGACUGCUAUUAACAAGUGAUUAAAAGACAUGCGACAGCAGAUUUGUGGAAAAUACAAAAAACAAUGAAACUGUCUCCUCCCAACGCCUUUCCUUACCAAAUUCCAUUUUCAAAGCUAACCUUUAAAAAGAAACAAACUUGAAGAUAACAACUUUAAAGCCACCUAAAAAUUACCUCAAAUAACCAAACUCUCGAGAUUUAGUAGUAAAAGGUAAUAGAACAUUAGAUCUGGAAAGGAUAUUAGAGCGUUUAGUGAAAACAACCUGCGUUGCAUCUGACUCCAGGUCCAGUGCUCUUUCUACUCUGAGCUGCUGCUUACCAGGAAGUACCAUCUUUUUAAAAAUCAAUGAAUGAUAUCCCAAACAUUUUAAAACAUAUGUCAAAUUUGAGUUAGAAUAGUUAACAUUUCACAGGAAUUCAACUGGUGCUAUAUAUUAUACAUAAUACAUUAUCCUGUUAAAUACGUUGACUAUUAGACAGACAAGGAAUUAUGAAUCUUUUGUCAUACAGUAUUUCUCAUUCAGUGGAAUCCAUCGUGUCCACAGUUUCAAAGCAGUAAUGAAUAGUACUAGGGCAGUUGGGGAUGUCAGCUGGGACAUUUAAAAAUAGCUUUAUUAUACAGAACUGGAUAUUAUAAUAUAUUCACUAAAAUUGAAUUCUAACAAUUCAAUAAACUUCAAAUGGAUUAAUUUAAAUAGUCCCCCAAACUGUGCUGUACAGGAUUUGAUUUGUAUACCAUCUGUUGCAGUGCACUUGGUUUUACUUGAUUGUCAAUGAGAAAUACUACUUUCAAAUGCCUUCAUGAUUUUGUCCAUGCUAGACUUAGGAUUUUUUACUUCUUAUCCCUCUGAAAUUAUUAUCCUGAAGUUACCUUUCUUAGGCAUCUGUUUGCUGGGAAUCUUCAUAUAGAAGACAUUAAUACUGUCUUGGGGAGUUGUUGACAGCAAUAAAUUAAAAUUAAAAAGGA
This is a messenger RNA of Orcinus orca (killer whale), 4261 nucleotides long. RefSeq names its product ATPase Na+/K+ transporting family member beta 4 (gene ATP1B4). Gene Ontology annotation, biological process: sodium ion transport; potassium ion transport; regulation of DNA-templated transcription. Gene Ontology annotation, cellular component: nuclear inner membrane; sodium:potassium-exchanging ATPase complex. NCBI's taxonomy places the organism in Eukaryota, Metazoa, Chordata, Mammalia, Artiodactyla, Delphinidae. The record is from RefSeq and is a predicted model, not a curated record. The transcript is spliced from 8 exons. The coding region runs from base 100 to 1170 and encodes 356 amino acids.